UUCAGACGCGUGAUUCUUGUCGCCAUACCAUCAAAUAUUUCCUUAUUUAAUCAUUUAUGAGCCUAAAAACUAAGUAAGAUAUUUCCCACUUCAACCUAGAAAUAAUUUAUGGAACUGCGCCCUUUUUAUGUUACUAAAUGUUUCGUAAUGUUGUAAUGUUACUAAUGCAUUGGUAACAUGUUUGUUUUAGUGUUAUCAAUUACUUGGAAUGUACGGAAGUUAUUUCCGAGUUUGACGUGGGGAAAAAACUAAUCCAAUGAGUCUGUAACGCGGCUCUCACUAAAUUCUUGGUGUUCGAGUCGGUCGUGUUGACAGUCAGUCUUAUUAUACAAACGUGAGCGGGCGGAAAGUGGGCGGCGUUUAAACACCGAAAAGUCCCUUGCUCACCACUCACUACUCAUAUAACGAGUCAUAACGAUUCAAUUCUGUAAACUUAUUUCGAUUCUUUCGAAUUUCCUCAUUCAUCUGCUGAAAAGAUUAUUGCAUCAUAGUGGAAAGAAGCACAAACCCAUUACUUCAACCUCUUUCUUACAUAGGAGUUUAUAAUUUUUUUUUAACUAAGAUGAUCUAUUCUGUCAUGGCGGACUAGACUCACUAUGGGAUGUCCAGCAGAGAGCAAGGUUUAAUAGGACGCACCCUGUGAUCACGUUUUUUCUAUAGUUUCUAGUUAAAUUGAUUUUGAGUCCGGUGUUUUAUUUUAUAAUGUGUUUUUGUCAGUGUAGUCGAGGUGUUUUUCAUAGUGAUCCAGGCUGAGCUGCGAUCAUGAGUUCUUCUUUAGCAAUUUCAUUUAACAGCUAUCUGGUGUGUGCUGUGUAUGUUUUUUUGGUUAUUGCGUAACCAAUAUUGUGUUAUCCAGUCAUGUUGAAAGGAUCACGAGUCCAUCACAUGGGAUUUCUGGUCAGGGGUCAGGGUUAAUGUAAUAUGGUUUUUUUUCUGUGUAAUUUUUUUGCUUAGAUAUUGCUUCAUUUUAUGCCCUCACACAGACGGGGUGUUACAAUAAAGCCUUUCUCUCUGCUGGACAUCCUGCUCUCUCUUAAUCCAAAUGGAAAUCCUACAAAAUAAUGCUUUCCUUCGGGGAUUGUGUCGUAACAGCGGCCCCGCAGAUCUACAGUAUGAUAACUCCUCAGAACUCUUUCGUAUAUCUACUUACGCUAAAUUCCCCGCCACCGCACCGGUGACAGAAAGGAGUCUCGCACGUGCCGGAUUUUACUACACUGGAGUUGGCGAUCGUGUCCAGUGUUUCCGGUGCAACGUGACUGCUGAGAACUGGCAGGCAGGUGACUGCCCUGCUGAAAAACACAAACAGCUGUCUCCCAACUGCAGUUUCAUUCAGAGUUUACCCGCUACCGCAAACCUCCUAUCUUCUUCCCAUUCCGCCUUCUCUCCGCUCCGCAAUGUUGCUAUCCUACAGCUGUCAGCCCCUGCAUCGGCUGGAGCAUCAACCACGGCCGUUUCCGGCCAGACGGAGGACCAGGUGUGUUACUUAAACAUGGGAUUCAGCAACCUGGCCCCUUCCAGUCCCAUAACGUCUCGUGGAGUGGAGGACAUGUCUCACCAAAGACCUCCAGCUUGUCACAAUCCUGGCAUGCGUCGGGAACAGGAACGACUGGAUACUUUUCAGAAUUGGACUGUUGCUACCAUAACUCCAGCUGAGCUGGCCAAAGCUGGUUUUUACUACCUUGGCCAAGGCGAUAGGGUGGCUUGCUUCAGUUGUGGAGGACAGCUUAGCAACUGGGAACCAGGAGAUAGGGCAGUGUCUGAGCAUCAGAGGCAUUACCCAAACUGUCGCUUCGUUCGAGGUGAUCGUGCAGAAAACGUUCCGUUAAGUGGUGGCGGCCUUUCCAAUGUUUCUAAUUCAGCAAUGCAACAGUGUGAGGAAAGACUGCUGACAUUUGUCAACUGGCCCUCUAGAAUACCAGUACGACCGGACCAGCUGGCUAAAGCUGGCUUUUACUAUGUUGGUCGCAACGAUGAUGUAAAAUGCUUUUGUUGCGACGGUGGACUCAGAUGCUGGGAGUCUGGUGACGAUCCAUGGGUUGAACAUGCAAAGUGGUUUCCAAGAUGCGAAUACCUUCUACAAGAAAAGGGCCAAGAUUUUGUUAAUCAGAUUCAAGCUAGAUUUCCAAGACUUUUUGAACAACUUUUGACAAAUGGAGAUAGUAACUCAAGGGAAUUUGUGGAUCCUCCCGUUGUACACUUGGGACCCGGAGAGGACCGCUCAGAAGAUGCAGUGAUGAUGAACAAUCCUGUUGUGAAGUCUGCUUUAGAGAUGGGAUUUGAACGUGGCCUGGUUAAGCAAACUGUCCAGAGCAAAAUUCUGACAAGUGGAGAGAAUUAUAAAACUGUUCAGGAACUGGUAUCUGAUUUAUUAAGUGCAGAAGAUGAGAAGAGAGAGGAGGAGAGAGAGCUCCUCGCAGAGGAAAUGGCCUCAGAUGGUUUCACUUUCCUUAAGAAACAUCACGCUGCCUUGACACAGCGUCUUAAAAGCGUACAAAGCUUAAUGGAUCAUCUUCUUGAGGAGAAUGUUAUUUCACAGAAAGAAUAUGAUAUUAUACGUAACUGCACUUCAGUCAAGCAGCAAACAGGGCAGCUCAUCGAUUUAGUUUUGUCAAAAGGAAAUGCAGCAGCAGAGGUUUUCCGCAACUGGAUCAAAAAGAAUGACGUGUACCUGCUGAGAGAACUGAUGGCCCUGACAAAUGAAGCUGUAUCACCGAGUCAAGAUCUUUCAGACUUGCCCAUGGAGGAACAGCUGAGAAGACUACAAGAAGAACGUACAUGCAAAGUGUGCAUGGAUAAGGAGGUUAAUAUCGUCUUUAUUCCCUGUGGGCACUUGGUGGUGUGUAAAGAAUGUGCACCUUCAUUACGCAAGUGCCCAAUAUGUAGAGGAUUGGUCAAAGGCACUGUCCGUACCUUCCUUUCAUAGUAUGAAAAGUGGAUAAAUAAUUAAAUAAAACUCUGCGAUUGUCUGUAGUCUUACAUCUUUUUAAUUCAUUAACAUCUUUGGACAAAAUGUGGAUUUGGCAAAGGAAAUAUAAUAAAAUUAUAUAAACACAA
Molecule: messenger RNA, 3054 nt
Organism: Triplophysa dalaica
Lineage: Eukaryota; Metazoa; Chordata; Actinopteri; Cypriniformes; Nemacheilidae
Gene: birc2
Product: baculoviral IAP repeat containing 2
Exons: 9
Coding region: 1043-2923 (626 amino acids)
Biological process (GO): regulation of apoptotic process
Source: RefSeq, a predicted model, not a curated record